AUGGAGCUAAGUAACUCGAUCACGGAGAAGAAAAAUCUACAGGUCGAAAUUUUUCUCAAAUUUGCUUCCAAUGUGGGCUCCGGCGAUGUUGGGCGACGAGUGCUGACUUUCAAUGAUUUUGUGAGAAUGAUUUCGGGCUCGAAGGCCCUGUACUCGAAAUUUACAGACCACUCUUACAAUUUGAAUCAAAUUCCAGACCAGGCGUUUGGAUGCAUCUUUUUCGCCAUUGACGAGAACAACAAGGGCUAUUUGACGUUAAAUGACUGGUUUCAUUUCAAUAACUUACUGGAAUGCGAUAACUAUCAUCUGAUCAUCUUGUAUGAGUUUUUUCGAAAAUUUGACAUUGCUAGGCUCAAAAACCGCGGUGCAGAAACUUCGGGUCAACUUGACAAGAGAUCCAGUGAUCGUGCAGACGAUCCAAGAAUCAAGCCAGUCAAUUAUGGUAGUCCUUUUUUGAGUUACGACAGCCUGUAUCUGAAUCUUGAUCAGUUCAAAGACACGAUCAAGCUACUUCAUGAGGCGGUAGACAACAACUUUCUCAUUUGUAACCGAAUUUUGCUCAAUUGGGAUGAGUUCAGGUGGCUGAAAUUCUAUCAAACGUUUCCCUACAGUAAAAGUGAAGGUCCCUACAUCAGCCUCAACUCUCUGGUAACAAUUUUGCAAAGCGAUCUGAAGAAUGAAAAGCUCUACCUAGGGUUUGAGAGGCUGUCACACCUCAAUCACAGAAACAACGCUCUCGUGCUCAAUAAAAACCAGCUCGUUUACCUGUUGAAAAUAUUCUACUCUCACAAAAUAUCCGCGGAUGUUUUCAACUCUCUGAAUUUGUCGAAUACGCGACUGAUAAAAUCCGACAACAACUACAUCAAUUACAACGUUUUCAAGGACGUUUUCUUUUUGUUCCAGAAUUUUGAUUUACUCAACCAGGUGUUCAUGAGAUAUGCCAAGACGCACAACUUCGAUGAUCAGGAUCUAAGAGAGUGUGUAAUCUCGAAAGAAGACCUCAAAAAUUUCUUGAGCGUGGAAUACAAUAAGGUCAAUAACAUAGUGGAAUUCUCACCCUCUCAAAUUAACCUCCUGUUCUCCAUCGUCGCAAACUCGAAGAGGAGCAAGAUGAUUGAAAAGAAUCUAAAUACUCACCACGAGGACACAGCUAUCGAAAGUUUCAUUCAGAACGAGUUUUGCAACGGAUCCAGCAGGCGCAGACAAAACAUGAGAAAUUUCAACAAUAACUAUCGUGAGGUGAUAGGUGGAAUGUCUGGUGAGCUCGAUAAUGUAAAGCAGCAACGUCAACACUCCUCAUCAAGCUUGUUGGACCGUCUUCUCAAUCAAAAGGAAAAGGGAGAGGGCUUCUCGGAGCUUGAUCUAACCAUCGAUGAUUUCUUAAAGAUUUUGAAUCCUAAUUAUCUCAAUGACCUCGUUCACCAAAUGGAGAUACGUCGGAUCCAGAAUGAAUCCCUAUACACAAACUUUUACUUUUUCCCUAUUUUCGAUUCCAUCUACAAUUUUUUGCUGGGUUCGAUCGCUGGAUGUAUUGGAGCCACGGCUGUUUACCCAAUUGAUUUGGUGAAAACUCGGAUGCAAGCCCAGAGGAACUUUUCUCAAUACAAGAACACUUUUGACUGCUUUUACAAAAUUUUUACUCGUGAAGGAAUUCGUGGCAUAUAUUCAGGUUUGGGUCCACAGCUUGUGGGCGUAUCACCUGAAAAAGCUAUCAAAUUGACAGUCAACGAUUAUGUACGCCGAAAGCUCAUGGACAGCAACCACCAUCUGUCUUUUCCAUUAGAACUUGUUUCGGGUGCAGCCGCUGGAGCCUGUCAGGUCGUGUUUACCAAUCCUCUAGAAGUGGUGAAAAUUCGAUUACAAGUAAGGUCAGAAUACGGCCCCGCUUUAGUCGAAUCGAAAGUAAACGCAAUAAGCAUAGUCAAAUUUUUGGGGUUGAAGGGCCUUUACCGUGGGGUUGGGGCUUGCCUGAUGAGGGACGUCCCUUUCUCGGCUAUUUAUUUUCCAACGUAUGCCCAUCUGAAGAGAGAUCUUUUCAACUAUGAUCCGCAGGACAAAACCAAAAGACCACGUCUUCACACAUGGGAAUUAUUGACGGCAGGCGGUUUGGCAGGCAUGCCUGCAGCUUAUUUAACAACACCAUUCGAUGUGAUAAAAACCAGAUUGCAGAUCGACCCAAGGAAAGGGGAAACCAAAUACAAUGGUAUUAUCCAUGCUGCGAAAACAAUAUUCAAAGAAGAGAGUUAUAAGAGCUUUUUCAAAGGAGGUGGGGCUAGAGUACUGAGGAGCUCACCUCAGUUUGGGUUUACUUUGGCCGCAUACGAGAUAUUUCAGAAUAUGUUUCCUCUUCAAAAUACUACGAACGAGAAGAUCAAACAAGAUAAUGAAACUCCAACGGUUACAGGCUCGUUUUCUAAAGCUCUAGCUUCUUUGAAGGAGUCAUCGCGAGAUCAUGUUGAGAUCACUGAGUUUUACGGACCAUCGGUAGAUCCUUAUAGCUCGAACUACUUGAACUAUUACUACAAGAGUUGUCGAGUAGCCAAAUUAUUUAUAGAUUUGGACUACAAUUUUGCCAAGUUUGACUUUGGAGUAUAUUCCAAGUUUCACAACUUUAUCAAAGAAGCAGAAUCCAAUCCAAAAUAG
Molecule: messenger RNA, 2643 nt
Organism: Lachancea meyersii CBS 8951
Lineage: Eukaryota; Fungi; Ascomycota; Saccharomycetes; Saccharomycetales; Saccharomycetaceae
Source: the annotation of a GenBank genome assembly